AUGGACAGCAACCUGCAAGACUGGCCCCUCAACGCCUCGGCGGCUGGAGGCAAAGGAGCCGGCGACCAGCUGCUGGGCAGGUUCGGGGCCACGUGGACCAUCACCUUGGCCGUGCUCAUGGCUCUGCUGAUCGUGGCCACCGUGGUUGGGAACGCGCUGGUCCUGCUGGCCUUCGUGGUGGACUCCAGCCUGCGGACCCAGAACAAUUACUUCCUCCUCAACCUGGCCAUCUCCGAUUUCCUAGUAGGUGCCUUUUGCAUUCCCUUGUAUGUGCCCUAUGUGCUGACAGGAAGAUGGGCCUUUGGGAAAAGCUUCUGCAAGCUCUGGCUGGUAAUUGAUUAUCUGCUCUGCACCUCUUCAGUCUUCAACAUUGUACUGAUUAGCUAUGACAGAUUCCUCUCUGUGACAAGAGCGGUCACAUACCGAGCUCAGCAAGGUAAUACCAAGCAAGCAGUGCUGAAGAUGGUAGCAGUGUGGGUCUUAGCUUUCCUGCUCUAUGGACCUGCAAUUAUCAGCUGGGAAUACGUAACAGGCCAGAGCAUCAUACCUGAUGGGGAAUGCUAUGCUGAAUUUUUCUACAACUGGUAUUUUCUCAUGACGGCCUCCACGCUGGAGUUUUUCACCCCCUUCAUCAGUGUAUUGUUUUUCAACUUGAGCAUUUACCUGAACAUUCAGAAACGCACCAAAAUCCGCCUAGAUAUCUUCCACGAAGUACAGAACCAGUCGUUCAUGGAGGAGCUGGAAAUGAGUCCGGAAGGAAAGCUUUCUCUGAAAUGCUGUAAGUGGGACCAGAAAGAGGCAGCCCAAACCCUAGACCUUCCCAAAAUUGAAACACAACAAGCAGCUGCCAAUGCCAGUCAGAGUGUGAAAGACUCACAGACAUCAGACUCAAAGAGCUCCGGGCCCUAUAGUGGGAAAUCAAAGUCUUUCAACAAGAGGAGCUAUAAACACUCAGCGUCUACAAUGUCUUUAGAGAAACGGAUGAAGAUGGUCUCCCAGAGCAUCACACAACGUUUCAGGCUCUCCAGAGACAAGAAGGUGGCAAAAUCACUGGCAGUUAUAGUGAGCAUUUUUGGGCUUUGCUGGGCACCAUACACCCUCCUCAUGAUCAUCCGAGCUGCUUGCCAUGGCCACUGCAUCCCUGAUUACUGGUAUGAGACUUCCUUCUGGCUCCUGUGGAUCAACUCUGCCGUUAACCCUGUCCUGUAUCCCCUCUGCCACUACAGUUUUAGAAGAGCUUUCAUUAAACUCCUGUGCCCCAAGAAGUUAAAGAUCCAACCUCACAAUUCCCUCCAACACUGCUGGAAGUGAGUCAAUCCAGCCAUGUAUUUGAGGAGCUGUCUUAUCGCUUUGUCUUAUUUUGCAAAACCACAGUAGUUCAUUUCCUGUGAAGAAUGUGAUGAUAGCACUUUCGGGGGGCAAGGGCGUUCAGUAUUAACUUCUCCUGCUCUCUCUGCAGGGACAAAAAUGGGCUGAAUGGACAGAUGUGUUUUUAAUCCCAUGGCACCUAUGUCUGUGUUCACCCCCCUACACACGCACAGAAGAGCUCUACUGCCACCUAGCCAACCAACAUGGCAUUGGUACUUAUUAUAAAAAAGAAGCCCAAAAUGUAAAUCUAAUCUUGCCCACUGUAAGUAAUAUAUAGUUUAACCCAGAGGUUCUCAAACUGUGGUCUGUGGACCACCAGUGGUCCACAAGUUCCG
Messenger RNA from Trachemys scripta elegans, 1703 nucleotides. It is a transcript of the gene HRH3, whose product is annotated as histamine receptor H3. NCBI's taxonomy places the organism in Eukaryota, Metazoa, Chordata, Testudines, Emydidae. Gene Ontology annotation, biological process: adenylate cyclase-activating adrenergic receptor signaling pathway. The record is from RefSeq and is a predicted model, not a curated record. Gene Ontology annotation, cellular component: membrane. Gene Ontology annotation, molecular function: histamine receptor activity. The transcript is spliced from 3 exons. Bases 1 to 1311 code for a protein of 436 amino acids.